Notothenia coriiceps (black rockcod) is the source of this 497-nucleotide messenger RNA. RefSeq names its product 1-phosphatidylinositol 4,5-bisphosphate phosphodiesterase gamma-1-like. The annotation marks the transcript as partial. Gene Ontology annotation, cellular component: ruffle membrane. The transcript has 7 exons. Gene Ontology annotation, molecular function: calcium ion binding; phosphatidylinositol-4,5-bisphosphate phospholipase C activity. Gene Ontology annotation, biological process: positive regulation of epithelial cell migration; phosphatidylinositol-mediated signaling; release of sequestered calcium ion into cytosol. NCBI's taxonomy places the organism in Eukaryota, Metazoa, Chordata, Actinopteri, Perciformes, Nototheniidae. The record is from RefSeq and is a predicted model, not a curated record.
AUGGUCGACAUACGAGAGAUCCGGGAGCUGCGGCUGGGGAAGGGGUCCCGUGAUUUCGAGCGCUACCCGGAGGAGGCCCGAAAACUGGACGCCGCCCACUGCUUCAUCGUGCUCUACGGACAGGAGUUUCGCCUCAGGACGCUCAGUGUGGCCGCCUUCAGUGAGGAGGAGGUCAACAUGUGGAUCACCGGCCUCAACUGGCUGAUGAUGGAUACUCAGAGAGCGCCCGCUCCGCAGCAGACAGACAGGUGGCUGAGGAAGCAGUUUGAAGCCAUGGACAGGAGCCACGAGGGCAGCAUCACAGUGAAGGAUGUGAAAGCGCUGCUUCCUCAGAUCAACUACAGAGUCCCUAACACGCGCUUUCUCAAAGACAAACUGCAGGAAGUGGAGGCCAGGAGCGACUUGUCCUACCCUAACUUCUCCCAGCUCUACAGGACGCUCAUGUUCGACGCACAGAAGAGCAUUAUUGAGCAGCUGGAGCUCUCCUUCCCACUGCG